Molecule: messenger RNA, 881 nt
Organism: Suillus paluster
Lineage: Eukaryota; Fungi; Basidiomycota; Agaricomycetes; Boletales; Suillaceae
Product: COQ7-domain-containing protein
Exons: 3
Coding region: 176-853 (225 amino acids)
Biological process (GO): ubiquinone biosynthetic process
Cellular component (GO): mitochondrial inner membrane
Molecular function (GO): 3-demethoxyubiquinol 3-hydroxylase activity
Source: RefSeq, a predicted model, not a curated record
GCUAAAAUCUCGUUUCCUCAGUGAUUGAAGUUGACUUUGCUCCGCAAGGUAACAUCUCAAAGACGUAGUCCAGAGUCCAGACUGGUCACGAGUUUAGUAGGAAGUGCUAUCAUUAUUGCUUUCAGUGGUUGACCGCAUCUGUUUUGUUUUGUGCGACUAAGCUGCUGGAAUCACAAUGUUGGCAGGGUGCCGUUUCCAGGCUGCGAAGGCUCUACGACCAGACUUGACACGAGCCAUCACAUACAGAGCAUCCACUUUCUACACGGACCUGUCCAAGAAUCAGGAACCUGGGGUGUCUACCUCCCCGGACAUUUCUCCAGAGCAGCGGGAAAUUCUGGAUAGCGCGCUGCGUGUGGACCAAGCUGGCGAAAUUGCGGCGAAUUGGAUUUAUCGAGGACAGUUCGCUGUCCUUGGCCACGACCCGCGAGUUGGGCCAUUGAUUCAGGAAAUGUGGGACCAGGAAAAACUGCAUCUGAAAGUGAUGGACAAAUUACAGCUACAACAUCAGGUACGGCCAACAGUGUUGUCCGACAUUGCAAAAGCUGCAGGUUUUGCGCUCGGGGCGGCGACCGCCCUCAUGGGCAAAGAAGCGGCCAUGGCUUGCACAGAGGCAGUAGAGACAGUCAUAGGGGAACAUUAUGAUGACCAACUGAAAGACUUCGAGUCGCUACCAUCAUCCCAUCCAAGCAUCCCACUUUUGAAGGAUGUCAUCAAGGAAUUUAGAGAUGACGAGUUGGAGCACUUGGACACUGCCGUCGAGCAUCACUCUCAGCGAGCUCCUGCGCAUGCACUACUCAGCGCGGUUGUUGGUGGUGGUUGCAAGGUAGCAAUAGAGUUGUGCAGGAGAUUCUGAACUACGUUAUUCUCGAUAGAAACCCAAA